Messenger RNA from Pygocentrus nattereri (red-bellied piranha), 3375 nucleotides. RefSeq names its product transcription initiation factor TFIID subunit 4. The coding region runs from base 1 to 2967 and encodes 988 amino acids. The record is from RefSeq and is a predicted model, not a curated record. Lineage: Eukaryota; Metazoa; Chordata; Actinopteri; Characiformes; Serrasalmidae. Gene Ontology annotation, cellular component: transcription factor TFIID complex. Gene Ontology annotation, molecular function: RNA polymerase II general transcription initiation factor activity; DNA binding; protein heterodimerization activity. Gene Ontology annotation, biological process: transcription initiation at RNA polymerase II promoter; DNA-templated transcription. The transcript is spliced from 16 exons.
AUGGCGGCGGGCCCCGAGUUGUUGGACGAUGUUUUCUUCAACGCCGAGGUGGAUGAGAAGACUGUAAGCGACGUCGUGGGCUCAUUGGAGUCCCAGCUCAUCGGCGCUGGACCCGGUAAGCUCGCCGGCAGGCUUCAGACUGCUGGCGGGCACAUCGGAGGCUCAGCCGGGGGUAAUAGUGGAGAAAUUCGCGACAACAACAACAUGGGACUGGGGCAGGAGAACCAGAGAGCAGGGGCAAGAAUGCCAGCAGGUUCCAUUAAUGAUGCCAGAGUGCCACCUAAAGGUAUGGAUGCUAGAGCAGCUACGCCAGGAAACCUCAAACCUGGACUUGGAGCCACUUCAGCAGCAUCCAUAGCAAACCACAUGUUGGGCAGUGGCCAGAGAGGGACGUCUGCAGUUACAUCUUUGAAUGGAAGUAAUGUGUUGGUGAACUCGCACGGUUCAGUUGGUGUUGGACCUUUCUCUAGCGCAUCAUCAGCACCGUCGCCAGUCUCCGGUAUUGUGUCAACUGGAACAGUGGUGAAUAAUGGACCUGGUUGCAUGCCCAAAGGACAGACCACGCCCUCGGGCACAGUCAUUCAGACCUCUUUGAUGAAUACUGCCACUGUGAUUUCGGCGCAAACUUCCUGCCUGUCUGCAGGACCCACUGUUGCACUUGUGAGGCCGCCUAUGCAAACCCAAGUUACGGUUACGGCACCGAAUGGCACUGGCAGCUUGGCGUUAAGCGCUGGAGUAAACGCUGUGCACCUGCCCACAUCACAUACACCAGGAUCGUUAAGUUUAAGCUCAGCAGGCCAGGUUAACAAAGCAGACUCGACUAAAACUCUUAUUCAGACGGUGGCUCAAACUCCUGUAUCAGUUGCACAGCCUAUUAGAGGCCCCGUAAUGCAAAGCGGGAGCAGGACUCCGGUGCCAGCAGCUGUUGGAGCCAAUCCUGGCGGGAUUCGGGCCAUAGCACCACAGGUUUUAGCACCAAGAGUACCGCAGCCCCAACAAAGUCAGCCUAGUGUACACAAUAUCCAGCUCCCACCAGGGAUGGUUCUGGUGCGCAGUGAGAGUGGUCAGUUGUUGAUGAUCCAUCAGCAGACAUUGGCCCAGAUGCAGGCCCAGUCUCAGGGUGCCAUGGCAACAAGACCCACAACCCCCACCAGCACUCCACCUGUCCACAUUACCUCUGUACAGGCCCCUGGGACCUCUUUAAUAACACGGCAGGUGGCCCCCACUACUAUAAUCAAACAGGCCUCUCCUGUUCCUGCGCCUGUUCAGCCCACCACUGCACUCCAGAGACCCCCGCUGCUGCAGAAUAAUAUAAUGUUGGGAGGCACAACGGCACCCCCUGUUGGCACACCACCACCAGGGCAGGUAGGGGUGGCCCCAACCCAAAGAGUGACCACUGUUGGACCCACACCAGCCCCUGCCACCACGGAAACAUUAGAAAAUGUGAAAAAGUGUAAGAACUUCUUGUCCACGUUGAUAAAGUUGGCAUCCAGUGGGAAACAGUCUUCAGAAACGGCGGCUAAUGUGAAGGAGCUGGUCAAAAAUCUCCUGGAGGGAAAACUUGAAGCAGAAGAUUUCACCAGCAGACUGUACAAAGAGUUAAACUCCUCACCUCAACCCUACCUCGUGCCUUUCCUUAAGAGGAGUCUUCCUGCUCUGCGUCAGAUGACUCCAGACUCAGUAGCAUUUAUCCAGCAGAGUCAGCUCCAGCAGCCUUCAGCACCAACUUCCUCCACUGCCCUAACCGCCGCCGUGCUGGGGGGAUCCUCGACCGUGCGUCCCACAUCCCUGCCCACAACGCCCUCUGCAGCUAUCGCCAAGACCAGCUCCACCGCUUCAAUUACCUCCGCUACCACCCCCACCACCACCUCACCCCACCAGCCUGUCAUCAGCCUGUCACAAAACGCACCAAGCAAACCCAACCUGAUUGUCCAGCCACCACAACAGCAGCUGGGGACGCUGGUGAGAGGGCCACAGGUGAACCUGGCCCAGACGCCUAUGGUCACGCUGAGACCAGGUCAGGCGCGGGUGCUCUCUCCUCAGACUGUAGUCAAAACACAGACGCUUCCCUCAGGCUCUAUGGUGAAGACUGCGGUGUCUGUGGGGAAUAAAUUAUUAUCUGUAUCUGGGCCUCAGUCUCUACCCUCUGCAGUCCAGAAGACAAAACUGAAAGAUGCAGGAAGCGGCUCCUUCAGGGAUGAUGACGACAUCAAUGAUGUGGCCUCCAUGGCUGGAGUUAACCUGUCUGAAGAAAGUGAUCGCAUUCUGGCGACUAACUCUGAGCUGGUGGGGGUGGUGACUCGCUCAUGUAAAGACGAACCUUUCCUCUAUACUGGCUCAUUGCAGCGCAGGAUACUGGAAAUAGGUAAAAAAUACGGCAUCACAGAGGUGGGCAGUGAUGUCAUCAGCAUUGUUUCUCAUGCUGCUCAACAGAGGCUGCAGAACCUUCUAGAAAAAGUGACUCAGGUGGCUCAGCAGAAGAACGUCCCGUACAAGGAAGAUGAGCGGCACGAGCAGAUCAGUGAUGUUCGAGCUCAGUUGAAAUUCUUCGACCAGUUGGAUCAGAUGGAGAAGCAGAAAAAAGAAGAACAAGAGAGAGAGAUUCUGAUGAAAGCUGCAAAGUCACGAUCGAGACAAGAAGACCCAGAGCAGUUACGGCUGAAACAAAAAGCCAAAGAGAUGCAACAGCAGGAAUUAGCUCAGAUGAGGCAGAGGGAUGCAAACCUGACAGCACUGGCUGCUAUCGGCCCCAGAAAGAAACGGAAAAUGGACACUUCAGCCGGCGGAUCAGGACCAGAGGGUGUCAGCUCUGUUUCUGCUGGUUCGGUGGCAGCGGGCUCCGGAGGAUCGCGGCAGUUUCCCCGGCAGCGCAUCACUCGAGUCAACCUCAGGGACCUGCUCUUCUGCCUGGAGAACGAACGAGAAACCAGCCACUCUCACCUGCUUUAUAAGGCUUUCCUCAAAUAACACAUGCACUCCACACACAUCAGUCUUUCCCAGCUUCUCUCCUGGAGCCCUCGCGCCCAGCAGAGCUCGGUGUUCUCUCUACUUUCCCAGCUCAAACAGGGAAAAAACAGAACCAUGUAGUGCAGGAGCGGCUCCAGUAGCAGAGCCUGGAAACACUGCGCUACACACAUUGAAGGAAAACUCCAGGAUCUUCCACCCGGUUUUAUAAAAGACGGCAAAUCCAGCACUUUUCAUUGAACUUUAAAAAAAGAGAACAGAAUCCACUCAGAUUUACUUGGAUUAGAAGCCAGAUCCUAUGAAUAAAUUUAAAACUUCACACACCUUUAAAAAGAUGGUUCUUAAAAGGUUUUUUAUAAGGAGAAUGAUUCUAUAUAGAUCCAUGAACACUCAACAGAACCCUUUACAUGA